Amphiprion ocellaris (clown anemonefish) is the source of this 7479-nucleotide messenger RNA. RefSeq lists its product as uncharacterized. Gene Ontology annotation, molecular function: zinc ion binding; nucleic acid binding. The transcript has 46 exons. The record is from RefSeq and is a predicted model, not a curated record. Lineage: Eukaryota; Metazoa; Chordata; Actinopteri; Pomacentridae. The coding region runs from base 790 to 6927 and encodes 2045 amino acids.
CUGAAAAAUCCUCACGGGUGGAAGUUCUUCUUAAUUGACUCGGAAGCUGGAGACUCGCGAACACGCUUCACCAUCUGGUUGUUGUUUGGGAAUCCCUGCUUUGUCACAUGGCUGUUUUAUAUUUUUUGCACAGGAGCCGAUGACAGCUCCAUGCGCGUUUUUUUUCUCCUGAGAGAAGUUUCUGCUCAGUUUGGACAAUGGGGUUCGUCAGCUUGGAGUGUCAGGGUGAAGAUGAACCGGAUUGGACGAAGACUGAAGACACCUGCGGAAUCUGCUUUAGCCUAGACCAAUCAGAUAGAAGCACAUUUCCAUAUAUAAAACUCUGUAUAAAUGAUAUGUUAGCAUUCCCUCUUGUGACGGCCUCCGUAGACUAGACAACUGCUGUUAGCUAGACCACGUGGGAAUCUGUAUGCAUACAUUCUGAUUAUCCAAUGCUACUAAAUAUUCUUAAAUGAAUAUUUGUUUACGAGUCUUCAUUGAUUCUGAGUGGUUCCUCAAUAGCAAGCAACAAACACGCACGAGAACUGUACGUGUCCAACUUUUAGAUCAUGGCUUAAGGUCCUACAAGGCAGACGAGAAGCCCCUGAUCAAUGAGAGACAAAGGUUAACCCAUUGCCGUUGGGCCCAAGCACACAAGAACUGGACAGCCAGGAGUUGGAAUAAGAUGCUGUGGUCAGAUGAGUUCAGCUUCCAGCUUUAUCUUCCUAAACCUGUCAGAUCUGCCUCUACAGAACCGAGAAGGUGACUGGUUUCAAGAAACACAUUCAGUCACCUGCACAUAUUCUGAAAAUGAAAGACGUUUUCCCAGAAGAUGUGAUCAAGAGAAUAGGUUUACCCUUCAUUGAAUUUUUGUAUCCAGGACAACGAGACCACAAAGAUCCCAUCGUAGGUGUGUCUUUCCUCACUCUGUGUUUGUUUUCGGAUGGUGGAAUUUCGUUUUACCUCUGCCACACCUGCGAGCAAACGUGUGCAAUCAGCAAGAUUAUGGAACACCUCUCUUCUGAGGACCAUUACUGCAGUUACUUUAACUACACAAACCCCAAUGCAUUGAGUUUUUCCUGGAUGUCAGGAAUGGACGUGAUAAAGAAUCUGUAUACUGAGGUCAUAGAAGAAGCCAAAAAAGAGGAACAGCUGAAGAUUUUGCAUUUACCUGCAAAUCUGAUGAAGAAGUUUAAAUCAAGUCCCUACUCAAUAGUGAUGAACACUCUAAGGGGAAAUGAAAAGCUUGUCAGGCUGUUUGAAGAUACCCAUCCAAAGAGGACGACAAUCCAGACAUACCAAAAGGACAGUAACAGAAAAUACCCACUUCUUGGUCUGCAGCACCUUGUUGAAUGCAUUUGUGCUGGGUCCAGUGAGAAGAGUCACUUCAUCUGCACACUCUGCAGCCUAACGGUGGCCUCCCGCAUGAUCAUCAAGCACGUCCUGAGCUUCGACCACAUCUUUUGCUAUUUUAAAGCGUGGCAUCCCUCUACGUUGCUGUCAAAGGAAAGCUACAGCCAGUACAGCACACUCUUUGCUUCAGGGAUGCUUAAAUUGUCAAAGCAGUCAGAGAAAGUUCAUGGAACUGCAAAUACUGAUGUUAAGACAGUGAGAGUGGAGCCUGAUGAAUUCAAGUUGGUGAAUUCCAUGUGUUACACAGCAGCUCUGAAGAAACUGGAAUCCAUCACCGGCAGCAGCUUGAUAACAACCGUCACACCAGGAGAAAAGCUGGAGUCUAGCAUUGCCACACUGCCAUCUGCAUCAUCAUAUAAACUACACUGUCAGGUCUGCGGUUACAAUUUUCAGACGGUUUAUCAGUAUGUCCGUCAUCUGUCACAGCAGAAGCACAGACAGAAUUUGUUGAGAUACUUUGGUGAAGCUGACGGUCGUCCUCAUGAAUUAGCUGAGUUCUGCCUGGGCUUGCACGUGUACAUCAAAAAUUGCUUGGCAAGAAAUGAACCAGCUGUUGGUGCACACCUGGUGGUGACGAUUCUCACCACACAGGUUAAGCAAGAUCCUGUUUACCUGUGCUUUGCUUGCCAGGACUGCUUCUCUCAGUGGGGCAUCGACCAACACUUUACCUCUCGAAAACAUCUCAUCCACACACUGCUGUACCAGAAUCCCUGGCGGCUGCCGUUUGGCUGGGAGGAUGAUCCGGAGGACUCAGAUCUGCUGUUAAGUGCAUGGGAAGAGGAGAAGGAAAGAGAACCACAUCAGAUGAAUCUGAAGAUUUUUGAUAUUCCACACAGGAUUUUACAGAGCUUCACCCCCCUUAGCUACUCAAAAGUAUUGGAGGGACUCCAACUUUACCACAGGCUCUUAAGAGGUGAAGUUCCACCAUGUGAAACAUACAGCAAACUCCAGGAAAACGAAAGAUUUCCUCUGCUUGGCAAGCAGUUCCUUGUCCGCUGGUUCUAUGAUGAUGGCGAAACGCAGCAGUCAGGAUCUCUGUGUUUGCUCUGCAAGAGGCUGCUGUCAGACAUCGAAUUUUAUGCUCAUGUUUUCAGUCAGGAACAUGUUGCAGCAUUUCUGGACCGUUUCCACCCAGGCUCACUGAAUUCCAGCACCAGUAGUGUGGAGAUCUUGUUGGACUUGGCAAAACAGGCAGCGUGCAUUCACCCCAUACAACAUGUACAGGUAGUAAUGAUGGAUCGAGGCAUCAGGGAGCCAUGCCCUUACUACAUUGUAAAACAAAUUUUGCAUGGUGCAAAGACGAGAGCAGGGAGUGGAAGCCUUGAACCGUCAAUAUCGCCUAAAAUGAAGCUGGUUCCCAGGAAAACUGUACAAGAAGUGGACAAGAACCACGUGAGUGACAAUAGUCAGACAAGCAGCAGUAACACCAACAAGCUCUGUGCGCCAAGUGGACAACAUCAAGAAAACAAAGAUGGAAAGACGGCUCCUACACCAAGUGCAAAGAUAUUAGAGAUGAAAAGCGAGGGGUUUUCUAGCUCAGAAGAGAUGAAGAAUGCAGAUAAGACAUGCCAGGCAAUAAAGGUGAAGACAAAAGAGCCAAGUGUAGACAUCCCAGAAAGCAGCCAGAGCACAGACGGAGAUGAUGGAGCAGAAAAGACUGAAAGUAACAAAGAAAUCCUAGCACAGCGGAAGAACGACGGUUACAAAGAAGGUGAAAGAAAACGGUCAAGCAGCAUGUCGGAAGUAUCUCAGAAGACCACAUGUCCUGAUGAGGAUGUGAGGGAAGAAAUGGCCCGUAAAAGACGGCGGCUCACCUGUAAUGAAGACACAGUGUGUGAAACCCCCAACAAAAUGCCAAGUAGUGAACAAAAAGUAGAGAACACAGCAGACGUGGAGAAAAGACAAGAAGUGAAUAAAGGAUCAAGCACACCUCUCCAAUGCGGCUGUGAUCAGCAUAAACCAAACUACCUCUGUGAAUACUGCUCUCUGAAGAUUUCAAAGACAGGUGUCAUCAGCCACACUGCUGGAUCUGACCACCAAAAGACGUAUCUGGUGGUGGACAUGGAGAUUGACGAUUCAGACGACUCUCAGGCGGCUGCAGACAUGUCUGCGAUGAUUGACACCACCUUCAAAACAACCGAGGUACUCCCCGAAUUGAAAGAAAAUUACACACCGACCAAAGUGGCCAAGUCAGCUGACAGCUCUCACACUAGUGUGUCUGUUCCCCGAGUUAGUGAAGACACAUUAAAUCCAAACGUGUCCACAAGUGGAAAAAACACGGCCCGUUUACCUCCUGAUUCCACAUUUAGUGACUGCAAAGCUCAUAUUACUCCAAAAACAACUGUGGCAUCGGUAAAAGUGACAACCACUUCGAAAAGAGAAGACGCGACAGCAGCCGCCUCCAAACUGACAGGAUCCACCUCCAAUGCAACUUCCUCAAAUACGCCCUCAACCACAAAAUCUGCAGCGGUGUCCAGACCCCUAGAAAGCAGAACUGGAGUUGCAUCGAAAGCGAAAGCCGCUUCGUGUAGCGUUGCACCCGCCUCUAAAAUAAGAGCCUCAGCGUUGCCCGAAGCCACAGGGAGAACUGCAUCUUCCUCCAAAGCUGAAAAUCCUCCGAAAUGUUCAGAGGCUGUGUUGCCUUCGGAAACACCUAAAACAUCGGUUAAAUGUGGAACCUCUGCUAAGACCCUACAUGUGAAGCAUUCAGGAGGAGGAGAAAAUGCUGAUGAUGCACCACGUCUUCAUAAGAGUAACCAGCUUGCUGCUCCACACUCGACCACAGCCACAACUGACAAGAAGCCGUCUAUAAAGCCGACCCAUACCGCUGGAGGUAAUACAAAGCAAAAAAAAAGCGUUCCUACAGUUGGUUUAAAUCAGCUGAUUUUAGUGUCAUGUGAUCGAAAGAAGCAAAUCUACUGUCAGCUGUGUUCAGUCAAGUUGACACACUCAAGUAACAUUCACUUGACCGACCGCAAACACCAGCUGAACUAUGUGAAAAUGCGUUUCCCGGGACAGAGUCAGAACCUGGACAACAUUCAGGCCACAAUUGAAAACUUGGCUCAGGUGGAGAAAAAUCUCCAUUUCCGGGAAAUCCAGAACAUUGAAGUGAACCAGGAUGUGUACGAUGAGCUGCGUGUUCUUCCACAGGAGGAAGUGUUUGAAAGACUAAAGAAAAUCAUGGGAAAGAGAUACACCCAAGCAUCAUCGUCUUUCACAGCUGCUCCUGCAGAGACUUUGAAGCAGGAUGCUGCAUGUGCCAGUCCAUGUGAAGUCUCCAGCACAAAUGAUGGGAUUUCUAUGCCCCAGAUUGAAAUGUCAGGCCUUUCUGCUAAUAACCAGCCAGAGCAGGAGAACAAAAACAAGCUCCAGAUGCCAAACUCCCACGUCAGUGAGGAAGCCAGUGUUGCUGCAACUCGGUCAGUCAGAGCCCAGAGCUUUGAUGGUGAAGAAACACAAGCUGCUGACUCGAUUCAGGACCAACUUCAUCCGUCUUCGAGGUCGAAUGGAAAUUAUCCAGAGCCCAACCCAGGUCCUAGUAUUCAAGCUGAGGAGAAGCAAGCAGUCACUAGGGAGAAACUUGUCAGCGAAAGAAGGCAAGAAACUCCUGACACCAGACAACAGCAGAGGUGGAGUAGUGCAGAAUUACAUGCAACACAGAAGAUGCCAGAAGGAGAAAAAACUGAACGCUGCAGCCGUUUGUCCACAUACUUGAAAGUAAAGAGGCUCGAUACAGAACCAAUCAUUGGUUUGGGCUCUGUGUGGGAAUGCCAAGGGAUAUCCCAGAAAACAUUCUUCUUAUGUGAGAGCUGCAGUAAGAUGCUGUCUCUCAGUGACAUCUGUCAGCACAUGGUCAGCUCUGAUCACAAGCUCCAGUGCAUGCGGACCGAGCAUGAUCGAGUUAUGCGCUUGCUCUGGCCUCAAGAUGAUAUUACGCAGCAGGUCUUAGAGGAAGUUAUCUGGUUGAUCUCAAAACGUGAGCGUUCCCUCCAGAUAGAUGCACAGGUUGUACUACUGGGUCAAGAGUUGUAUGAAUCUGUUCGGACAGCUCCAUUCACUGAAGCUUUAAAAAUGGUGCAAAACAUCAAUGAAAAGAGACUGAGCCCCUUCUGUCUAUCAACCAGUACUUCACCACAGAAAAGCCAGCAGCCGGAGGAUCGGCAGAGUCUAGAGGAGUCUCUCCCCACAGAGAUGCGACCAGCUGAAUCACUGGAGACAAACCAGAGAGGUGACAAUGCAGAAGUUUUUCCCAAAGAAGUAAGCCGAACAUCAGAAAAACCUCAUCUGGAUGAGACUCCGAUGGCUGAAGAUUUUAAUGGCACCAAAGAAAUAAGUGUGUCGAGUCCUCUGGAUGUGAAGUGUUUCUCCUCAAAGGCAGAUUCUGUUGUUUCUUCGUCUCCUACUGCCAGCGCUCGUCUCAGCCCCCAAGAGGCCUGCAGUAGCCUUUCUGUGAAACGAGAAUUCACAUCUCCACCUCCACAGCCCCAAAGUCCUCUCCCCCGGGUGCAAGUAAAACAGGAAGAGCUGCACUCAGAAACCCCAUCUUGUGCUGCCCCACUGCCUUCUAAGGACAACGACACAGAGCCUAAAUCUGACCAACAAAAGACACCCACUACAGACUGGGCAUUGGAUGCACUAAUAGCUCUGGUGAGACAGGGAAAGAAGAAUUUGUCAGAUGUGAACUCCCGUGUUACAAGUGUAUCUGAAAGUAUGGAGAUUGAUUUAACACGCGUGAAAACUGAAUUUGAAGCAUGUGAUUCACCAACAACUACAGCUACAGGCUGUGAGAAACAAGUCGUCCCCCAAGCCAACUCGGCAUCUUCAGCCAGCAAAUCAUCUUCUGAGGACUAUCAGAUACUUCAGCCCCAAGGUGACACAAAAACUAACAUGCCUGGAGUUUCUCUGUUGCCCAUUAACACCAUCAUAACUGACAGGCCAACAGCCACUAAACACAAGUUUAUGGGCAGCUAUAAAGUAGAGAACCACUUUAAGAUGAACACAGGACAGCAGGUCGGUUUGUCCCCAUUUCAAUCAACAAACCCCAGUGACACUAUGGCAGCUACUGAAGGGUAUAGUCGACCCAGCCAUUCAGUUUAUCUUCCUUCUCAACCCGUUUCAGGUUACACAACACCAAACAAUCCUGUCGUCCACACUGGGAGUUUGUAUCAGCAUCAUGAGUAUCCUAGAAUGCCGUUCUAUCCAAGCAAUCUUCACCCAGAGCAGUGGGUAGACCCAUAUAGUUUGCAAACAUUUGGGAAUAGUUUAGCAACUCCGAUGCCCACAGGAUGGGGGAGCCUGGAAAUGCAGCUGCCUCAACAGCAGCAGCUAAUGCAGCAGCAGCUACAACAGCCGACGCAGCAGCAGCUACAACAGCUAAUGCAGCAGCAGCAGCAGCAGCAGCUACAACAGCUAAUGCAGCAGCAGAUACAACAGCUACAGCUGCAGGUACAGCAGCUUCAACAACAGCAGCAAGAACAGCCUGAGCAGCAGCAGCAGUCUCUCUCAUGGGCAAACACCUGGAAAAGUAGCCAGUGAUGUUGUCAACUAAUGCAGUGUUUCAUUCACCUCCUCAGCUGACAGAUUGCAAACAUUAAUAGACCUGGACAAAUUCAGCACCAACACUGCAGUACAACAAAAACAAAACACAACCAACAGGAAGUCUUCUCCCAAGCAUGUACAGAUUUCAUGUUAUCACUCAGCCUCCCUCCCAUCAGUGCUACUUUUUCAAUAUACUGUGAACCGAUUAAAAGUCCUGGUUUUACACUGAAAUUGUGAUUUCUGCACCAUACCAGUGAAGUAUUUUUCUGUAUUUGUGCUUUGUGGAGACAAUGGUGUUCUGCCUUGUUACACUUGAGUUGUUUUAAGUCACUUAAAACUGUGGGUAAAACCCUUAAAAAGUAUUUUUUUUUUUACUACAUCUUUGAGAUAUGUUUAAAACUGUUUUUGCAUUAUCCUUGAAGGAUAAGUUUUGAAAAAUGAUGUAUUUGUUGUUUGUUUUCAGUUUUUAUCAGCUGUAGUUUCCUGUAAAUUUUGUACAAGUUUUAUAUUCGUGUUUUGUUCACUUUAAUAAAAUGGCUUUAAAUUUGA